UUUAACUACUGGUUUCAAAAACCCUCCGCGGAGCAUUAAACGCGCUCCUUCCCCCGGCGUCGGCCCUCCCGGCGUCUCUUCUCCAUCCGCGCCAUCUUGACAACCCUCGGCAUCGCGAGCCCUCCGUAUUAGCGUAGUAUGGCUCUCGACCACAUUCAUCCAUCCCAGACGCGCUUUUCCUGUGAGCUCUGCAGGAGGCAAAAAGCAAAAUGCCAACGCAUACGACGAAACGAUCCGAAAUGCGCACGUUGUACGAUUCUUCGUGUAGAAUGUACUCCCGGGCAACAGAGGAAAGUCGGCAGACCGAAACAAAGGGCAGAUUCCAGCAAAGGUGUUUCUACGAUUCCAGGUUCUGAGUCCAGCUCAAUCAUCAAACAACCUUUGCACCGACGGCUCAAUCGACAGAAGCAGCAGAUUGCGCGAAACACUCUAGGCACAACUCGAGAUUUGCCACCUUUCAUGAAUGGUCCAACACCAAUGCUGAUAACAGCGGCGCCCAAUACAUUCAUUCCGCCACCGGCUUGGCCAACAGUUGGAAUAGUUCAAAUGCACCAGAACACGCCUACAUGGAACUUUACAAACAUUAUAAAUGAUGACUUUCCCUUGGCUAACUUCGACUCGACCUUCGGCUUCGCAACUGCACAUGCUCCCUCACUCGACAAGGCCGCUAACGAAAUCCCCUACGCCUCGGCGACCCCUGUGAUACCAGGACUCGAAGGAGCAGGAGACAACAUCGAGACUUCAGAGACUCUAGCCACGCUUUCUAAGAUCAACCUCGAAUUGCACGUUCGUGUCGCGGCUGCCGAAAUAAACAAAACGAUCCUAGACUUUAAUAGCCUUAUCUACCAAAAUAGCCCAUUGUUUAUCGACAAAUACACACUAGCUGUGUUCACACUCAAGGCAUCACAAGACUUUGUGCAGAUACUGAUGCAGCUUCUUAACAGCAGGCAAUGCCAUGAGCUACCGUCUACCUCGCAGAAGCCAGGCAGCCUCUACCCGGAGUCGAUGACGCUGCAAUUGCAACCCUACUUGGAUAAUGUCCUCGAUUCUAACCCAACCUCUUCUCCACCCUACUUCUCUGCAGCAUUGCAGCCAAUGUUAGCUCCACUCUCUUUGACCAUCAUAAGCAUCUUCACGCAGCUGAUUUCGGUCUACGGGUUAUUUCUUGAGCACUUCUCUACGCGCAUCGAGCGGUUCUCCACUGAUCCCAUCGCCCCUAUCCCAGGUAUUAUGUUUGGAGGGUUACCCCUAGAUACCCCAUGCAUGCAGGGCAUGCUCUUCUUCAACGGCGUCAUUCAUCUCCUGGAAACCAUGGAGUGGGCACUAGGCAUCAGCGAGCGUGAAGAUGGCACAGUGGGCUUGCUGUCAGAUCGACAGGUCGAGAUACUUUGGCGUGAGCUAGAUGGGGGACUUGCCAUCACGCCUGGUGGUGGCACCAUGCGGCCCGCUGAUGUGAGGAAGCUGCUUGGGAAAAUGGCCAUGAUACUGAAUCGACUUUCUGUGGUACAUCAACCGCAACAUGUAUAAUCCUGCGGCACAGUAGCCAUCAGGACGUUUAAAUGCCUUAUUCGUAAGCGUCAUUUGGAGCAGGAUUGAUUCCAUCGGCACGUCUAUACGCCAUUUGUGCAUUUUAGCAUUCCUGACUUGAGAUAUGGUGAUUAAUAAACACACCACUUGGCUCGCCAAUUGAUUACUAGAGGUUUGAUUACUGAUCAAGUUUUCUACGAACGCUUCAUGGCCCGUCCGGCCUUAGUAAAUUAAGAGGCAAUCAAUCAAUCAAUCCAAUGUAGAUAGCCAUGAUGUAACUAGCCAAAGUUAAUAACCUAUAGGCCAAUGGAUACCUAUUCUGAAAUUUGCGGACUCGGG
Aspergillus pseudotamarii is the source of this 1866-nucleotide messenger RNA. RefSeq names its product Zn(II)2Cys6 transcription factor domain-containing protein. The record is from RefSeq and is a predicted model, not a curated record. The coding region runs from base 139 to 1527 and encodes 462 amino acids. Gene Ontology annotation, molecular function: zinc ion binding; DNA-binding transcription factor activity, RNA polymerase II-specific. Gene Ontology annotation, biological process: regulation of DNA-templated transcription. The transcript has a single exon. Lineage: Eukaryota; Fungi; Ascomycota; Eurotiomycetes; Eurotiales; Aspergillaceae.